Babesia ovata is the source of this 1500-nucleotide messenger RNA. Its product is annotated as erythrocyte membrane protein. Bases 1 to 1500 code for a protein of 499 amino acids. The record is from RefSeq and is a predicted model, not a curated record. NCBI's taxonomy places the organism in Eukaryota, Apicomplexa, Aconoidasida, Piroplasmida, Babesiidae. The transcript has a single exon.
AUGUACGGUAACAAUAGCACCCAUCGUAUUUACAGUAGUUUGGAAGCCAAUGAAUUGUCCAACGACAAAAAUGGUUCAGAUGAUGCGACUGAGGACGACCAAAUUAAGCAAGAACACACUCCCGGUGGAUAUCUCAAAAUGAGGGCAAAUCGAGGACUUCUCAACGUAUCACACCCCGCUCACGGCAAAGACGCCAUUUCACAUUUGUUUUUGGAUGAAGAUGAUUGGGAGGAUCAGGUUAAUGCAACAGCCCCACAAAUCGUAGUUAAAGGGUGGGCCCCGAUUCGAACCUUUGGAAAAAAAGGAUGUAUUGCAGAUCAGGCAGUCAUAUACAUUCAUGGUUACAAUGUGAGUUUGCAUGAAGCAUGCUCACAGAUGGCACACCUCGUGUCAUUCUCAAAGCUGCCUCCUUACGUCCUACCAUUUGUGUUUAAUUGGGACGGUCAGCACUGGGGUCCUUUUGGCGCCAUCGCCUAUCACAAAGCAAAAAGAAUAACACAGCAUCCGGGAUUAGAGGAGUCAUUUUGUGAGUUACUAAGCGAAUUAUUGGGCAUGGGAAUAAAGAAUGUGCACAUUAUUGUGCACUCAUGCGGAGCAAGAGUUUUCUUUAAGGUCUUUCGGGCAGCGAUACAGAAGGGCUUGAUCCUCCAAGUGCUGGGCACUGAUAAACAAGCUACAACCGGCCACAAUUAUACAACUGACAAAGUGGCAUCUCCUUCGAAAACUCUACCUAUUCGUAUGGACACUCUUAUGCUUCUCAACCCAGAUUACCCCAUGGAAAGAUUUAGGGAUCAUGACUACUUCCUAGUACGGAGCUAUUGCGACCAUAUCGUAAUGUAUGUGGAUACAAGGGAUCACUGCCUCACCAUGGCAGAACUGUUUAAUGGUGAGGUGUCCUUGGGAAUGUCCGUAUUUGCUAUGUGUACUACACCCGAGGUAUUGGAUGAAAUAGUCCCCGAACUUGAGGCAUCUGGGCUUUGCUUGUCAUUGAAAAACACCCAAGACGUGGCAGAAUUGCCAUUCGUGUCUAGUUACACCAUGUAUAAAGGGAGGGUUGCUCUAUCUAAGCGAAACCCUGGGGAAGGGUCACUUUCGAUCGACAUGACACCCGGCCAAGGAUCAGCUGCUCAUAAGAGAGAAACCAUUAACAACUCCAUUAUUUCACCAUCCCAGAAUUACGUUGUCGGCAAUAGUGGUAAAAUAUCUGAGGAUAUGCAACCCUACCGCCUUGCUAGGCUAAGUGAGGACCUUGGGGUAGAGAGCAGACAUCUUUGGCUAGAUAUGGAUGUUAUAGACACCACAAUGAUAGACACGAACGUUGAUUUCCUGAAACAUUCCCUCUAUCAAAUGAAGCGUGAAAUUAUGGAUGAUAUAAGAGAGGUGAUUCUGAUGAAGAUACGAGCAGAACAGCGUCAAACAAGGUUGGAUAGGCGAAGGGGAAAUGUCUUCGUUUUCAGAGUAGCACCAGCGGCGGUAAACCAUUUGUUCAGAGGAUCAUGA